This is a messenger RNA of Hibiscus syriacus, 2725 nucleotides long. Its product is annotated as protein IMPAIRED IN BABA-INDUCED STERILITY 1-like. The record is from RefSeq and is a predicted model, not a curated record. Gene Ontology annotation, biological process: positive regulation of transcription elongation by RNA polymerase II; protein phosphorylation. The coding region runs from base 408 to 2546 and encodes 712 amino acids. Gene Ontology annotation, cellular component: cyclin-dependent protein kinase holoenzyme complex; nucleus. NCBI's taxonomy places the organism in Eukaryota, Viridiplantae, Streptophyta, Magnoliopsida, Malvales, Malvaceae. The transcript is spliced from 9 exons. Gene Ontology annotation, molecular function: RNA polymerase II CTD heptapeptide repeat kinase activity; ATP binding; cyclin-dependent protein serine/threonine kinase activity.
UGUUUUUUUUUCCUUCCUUUUCCCUUUCAAUUUCAAUCUUUCCGUUGAUUUCGGUAGCUUCUGAUUCUUUUGUUUGAAAAUCCCACUAAAAUCUGUGCUUUCUCCUUCUAUUACCUUCCGUCAUUGUUGCUACCAAAUCAAAUAUUUACACACUCGUAUAUAUAUAUAUAUAUAUAUAUAUAUAUAGUUCAUUGUAAAGGCUUCCAUUUUUUGAUCUUUUGUUUUUUUUUUCUUUUUAAAGAAGAUAGAAGUGAUGGGCAGAAGCUAAAAGGGUGAAAUUCAGCUCACAGCUGACCUCCACUGUUUGUUGAUUCUUUCUCCGGGUCGGGUUGGCGCAAAAAAAAGGAAAAAAUAGUAGGGAAGUUGGGGGAUCUUUGGGAUUUUGAUCACAUGAUAAACAGCCAUUGAUGGGUUGUGUGAGCUCGAAGCAGACGGUGUCUGUGACGCCUGCUUUCGACAACUCCGGAGCUUUGCGUGACAAAGCGGGCGCCGCCUGUAGCUCCGGGACCAAUUCGGGUCGUUAUCGGGUCGGGUUAUCGGAGCUCGAGAAGAAGCGGAGCAGCGGCGGUAGCGGUAGGAAGACGAAGAAAAAGAGUAGUAACAGUGGGGGCGUGAGUGAUUUGGGUGGUGCGUUCGGACUGAGUGGGAGCGACUUGGGUGAGUCGGGUCGUGCGAGUUCGAGAUCCGACUCGUUGAGCUUGAGGUUGGGGAAUUUGCAAAAGUACAUAGAAGGCGAACACGUGGCAGCCGGUUGGCCUGCUUGGCUCAGCGCCGUCGCCGGUGAAGCUAUCCAUGGUUGGGUUCCACUCAAAGCGGACUCUUAUCAGAAGCUUGAGAAGAUAGGGCAGGGCACGUAUAGCACUGUGUUCCGAGCUCGUGAUCUCGAGAGCGGAAGGAUAGUUGCUCUAAAGAAGGUGCGGUUUGACAAUUUUGAGCCUGAGAGUGUGCGGUUCAUGGCUAGGGAGAUACUGAUUCUUCGAAGGCUUGACCAUCCAAACAUCAUUAAAUUGGAUGGGAUAAUUACUUCCCGAAUGUCGUGUAGCGUAUACCUUGUAUUCGAGUACAUGGAACACGACAUCACCGGACUUCUGUCUUGUCCUGACAUCAAGUUCAGCGAGUCACAGAUUAAAUGCUAUAUGAAGCAGUUGUUAUCUGGACUUGACCACUGCAAUUCAAGGGGCAUAAUGCACCGGGACAUUAAGGGAUCAAAUCUCCUUGUAAAUAAUGAAGGAAUUCUAAAGAUGGCUGAUUUUGGUUUGGCGAACUUCUAUGGUUCUAGUCGCAGGCAACCAUUAACGAGUCGUGUUGUAACCUUAUGGUACCGCCCCCCGGAACUUUUGUUGGGUUCUACGGAUUAUACUGCAGCUGUGGAUCUUUGGAGUGUUGGCUGUGUAUUCUCUGAACUUCUCCUCGGGAAACCUAUCCUGCAAGGCAGAACAGAGGUUGAACAAUUGCAUAAGAUUUUCAAGCUCUGUGGAUCCCCACCCGAUGAUUACUGGAAAAAAGCCAGACUACCACAUGCAACUAUUUUCAAGCCACAACAACCUUAUGAUAGCAGUCUCCGGGACACUUUUAAAGAUUUACCGGCUACUGCUGUGAAACUGAUAGAAACUUUGCUUUCAGUGGAGCCAUACAAGCGUGGCACUGCUUCCUCAGCUCUUGUUUCAGAGUAUUUCACAACAAAGCCCUAUGCUUGUGAUCCGUCGAGUUUGCCAGUAUAUCCACCUAGCAAAGAGAUAGAUGCAAAACUUCGUGAAGAGGCAAGGAGGAAAAAGAUAAGUGGAAGAGUUCGUGGGCCUGAAACAAGAAAGCCAAUAAGAAAACCCCAUAGAAUAAGUAAAUUAGCUCCAGUUGAGGAUGCCCCUGCACAAGCUCAAGGUUCUCAUAAGGUUAACAGUGAUCGUGUGCACAAGUCUAAGCAAAGAAAUGCUACCAUCAGUGAGGGAGUGACAAAUCCAUCUACUUAUGCAGUCGAAGAAGCGGCUCAUAUAAAGCAUGCAUCCCAAGGUGAUAUUCCUUUUUCCGGCCCGUUACAAGUUUCUACAUCAAGUGGCUUUGCGUGGGCCAGAAGACGAAAAGAGGAUGCAUCCAUAAGAUCACACUGCAGAUCUAUAUCAAGAGGUCAACUUUAUAAUUCUUUAGAGCCUUCUGCUCAGUUACAUGCACGAAAUAAUUGCGAUUCGAAAAGAAAUGAGAACUGGGAAGUACUAUAUGGAGUCCAUGCUGAUUCUAAAGGCCAUGAUUCAUAUGAAGCUGCCAAUCGUGCUAUGCAAAAACAAUGGAGCCAGUUUGAGCAUCCAGAUUCACUCGAUGCUUCUGAUGGAUACCACUCACAAGAGCUGUCAUUGGCACUUUAUCAAAGAGAAGAAAUGGCAGCCAAGAGAAAUAAUUUGGAUUACGAAGAUGAAAGGGAGAAAAUCGAAUUCUCGGGUCCCUUACUGUCUCAAUCGCAUAGAGUCGAUGAACUGUUGGAACGAAACGAACGACAGAUUCGCCAAGCAAUACGAAAGUCAUGGUUCCAAAGAGGGAAGAAACAUGGGAAGUAAUCUUCAAACACUCCACGUGCGAAACCAAAGGUUUCUGUAAAAUGAACUGGCCCUUGAAUAAUACCAAUGCAUCAUCAAGUUGAAGUUUUUGCAGAAACAAAUAUGGUGAAGAACAAAACUGGCAAAACUACCAUAUGAUAUAUGGUAAAGAUGUUUAUUCAUAGAGUUUUGAAGGGAAA